Branchiostoma belcheri (Belcher's lancelet) is the source of this 12518-nucleotide messenger RNA. RefSeq lists its product as uncharacterized. Gene Ontology annotation, biological process: antibacterial humoral response; iron ion transport; antifungal humoral response. The record is from RefSeq and is a predicted model, not a curated record. The coding region runs from base 57 to 12197 and encodes 4046 amino acids. Gene Ontology annotation, molecular function: ferric iron binding; serine-type endopeptidase activity. The transcript is spliced from 76 exons. Lineage: Eukaryota; Metazoa; Chordata; Leptocardii; Amphioxiformes; Branchiostomatidae. Gene Ontology annotation, cellular component: early endosome; plasma membrane; recycling endosome.
UAUAAAUACUGGUGUUCUGUGGGGAGAGAUCAGUUUGAGUUGGGACAGCUGACAAGAUGAGGGUCCCCGCGUUUUUGGCUCUCCUGUGCUGGGUGGCCUGUGCCUCUGCCUGGGAGUGUGAUGAAAAUGCUGAACACUUGACGGCCGUCGACAUUAAGAUAAAAAGCCACGAGGAUCAUGUGAUCUACGGCCAGCUCCACGCCUGUCCACGGGCGGGGGAGGAGCUCAGCCAGAACCUCCGCUUCCGCUUCCAGAACCCGCGCAACAUCAUCCUGGACCAGGAGACAGGCAGCUUCCAGUACAGCCCUGACCGAGAACACUUCAGCGGUGUGGACAACUUUGUGUACACAGUUGAGGAUGAGGUGGAGCGCAGUGAGCCUGCCAGUGUCUUCAUCAGUCUCCGCCCACAGCCCGACGAGCCCAGGCUGCAGGUGCAGCAUGUACAGGGCAACGAAGGUGAGGUCAUCCCCCUUCACAUCCAGGCCCAGCUGGAGGAUCAGGACGGUUCUGAGACUCUGACUGUGACUCUCUGCAACUGUGGCCAGGAGGUCUCCUGCAAGUCUGACAAGUGUCGGUGCCAGCUGAGUGUGCCGUCUGGGUGGCACUUCCUGGCUGGAGGCCAGCGUGUGCACCGCAGGAACCUGAACAAGCUGACUCAGGACCAGGCCAACCAGCUCUCCGUUCGUGUACCUGAGAACUCCCAUGGCCAGUACUGCUUCGGUGUCCAUGCCACCUCGGUGGAACAGAAGGGCAAGGGCCACGUCAACGCCCAGACCAGCCAGGACAUGCACAUCACUGUCCACUCCAGGAACCAGCCACCCACCAUCACUCACCACUCCAAGACUGAAACCCUUCGCUGGUGCACCAUCUCCAGCCAGGAGCAGCAGAAGUGCCAGGAGAUGAGCCGUGCCUUCAGCAGGAGACUGAACCACAGGCUGGAGUGUGUGCAGGGACAGUCUAGCGAGGACUGCAUGUACAAGAUCUCCAACAACAUGGCUGAUGUGAUCACUCUGGAUGGAGGAGACAUCUACACUGCUGGCUCCAAGUACAACCUGUUGCCAGUCAUGGGGGAGGACUAUGGACAUGGUGAUGCCAGCUACUGGGCUGUUGCUGUGGUCCGUAAGGACAACCCAGAAAUCAACAUGAACAACCUGCGCGGGCGUAAGUCCUGCCACACCGGUAUCGGCAAGACGUCCGGCUGGAAUUUGCCGGUCGGUUGGCUGAUCCAGAACAACCAUAUCCAGGUGGACAACAGGAGGUCCAUCCCACAGACUGUGGGCAGCUUCUUCAGCAAGAGCUGUGUGCCUGGUGCCCAGAGCCCUGAGUACAACCCUGAUGGCACCAACCCUGAGAGUCUCUGCUCCCUGUGUGUCGGGGAGGGAGAAAACCGCUGUGUCCGCAACACCAACGAGCCCUACUAUGGAUACUCUGGAGCAUUCAGGUGCCUUGUUGAGGGUGCCGGUGAUGUUGCCUUUGUGAACCAUGUGACCGUGUAUGAGAACACCAACAGCCACAGUGAGGAGGAAUGGACCAGGAACCUGGAUGAGGAUGACUUUGAACUUCUGUGUCCUGAUGGCUCCAGGGGGCCAUGGCACCAGUACAAGGAGUGUAACCUGGCCCGUGUGCCUGCCCAUGCUGUCAUGACGUCCUACCAUAGCCAGAAGAACCUGCAGCAGAUUGUGGAGGUCCUGAACCAGGCUCAGCAACACUUUGGCGUUGAGGGGUCCGAUGACUUCGAGAUGUUUGACUCGAGCGAGUUCGAAGGCCGUGACCUGCUGUUCCGUGACAACGUGCAUCGCCUGGUCCCGGUGGGCCAGCGGAACACGUGGCAGAAGUGGCUCGGCUCCAGCUACAUGGAGUCUGUUGGUCACCUGAUCAGCCACGACCAGGAGAGGAACCAGCGUGUGCUCAACAAGCAGAUUCGCUGGUGUGCGACGUCUGAAGCUGAGAUGGAUAAGUGUGAGCAGAUGAGUAAGACCCUGACCGAGCGUGGCUUUGUCCCCACCAUCAAGUGUGUUCAGGCCGACAACGCUGACCAGUGUAUGCAGAUGAUCCACAUGAACCAGGCUGAUGUGAUCACCCUGGAUGGAGGAGACAUCUACCAGUCUGGGAUGAAGUACAACAUGAGGCCCAUCAUGGGGGAGGACUAUGGAAAUGGUGAUGCCAGCUACUGGGCAGUCGCUGUGGUCCGUAAGGACAACCCAGAAAUCAACAUGAACAACCUGCACGGGCGUAAGUCCUGCCACACCGGUCUCGGCAAGACGGCCGGCUGGAUCAUCCCCACCGGCUGGCUGGUCGACCAGGACUUUGUUCAGACUGACGGUCAGACUAGUCUGGUUCAGGCUGUGGGACACUUCUUCAGCAAGAGCUGUGUGCCUGGUGCCAAGAGCCCUGAGUAUGAUCCCCAGAACACCAACCCCUCCACCCUGUGCUCCCUGUGUGCUGGUGCUGGAGAGGACCACUGUGUCAGGAACAAGAACGAGCCGUACUACGGAUACUCUGGGGCCUUCAGGUGCCUUGCCGAGGGAGCCGGUGAUGUUGCCUUUAUCAACCACCAGACUGUCCAGGACAACACUGAUGGACACAACCCUGAGAACUGGGCCGCCGGUCUGCACGCCGACGACUUUGAGCUGCUGUGCACGGACGGUUCCCGCCGGCCCGUGGACCAGUGGCGCGAGUGCAGCCUGGCCCGUGUCCCGUCCCACGCUGUGAUGACGUCGGAAGAGAGGAACCAGGAGUGGGUGGAUCACGCCGUGCAGCUGUUGAAGAACGUUCAGGAGAUGUUUGGCUCGGAUGGGAACGAGCGUGGCUUCAGCAUGUUUGACUCUGCCUCCUUCGGCGGCCAUGACCUGCUGUUCCGUGACGACACCCAGCAUCUGGUGGAGGUGGGCAGCAAGGACAGCUGGGAGAAGUGGCUGGGACAGGAGUACCUGCGUUGUAUCCGCACACACCAUGCUGUGGAGCCUGUCCAGCCCCACAGCACCCUCCGCUGGUGCACCAUCUCUAGCCAGGAGCAGCAGAAGUGCCAGGAGAUGAGCCACAAUGUUAUGAGGAAUCUGAACCACAGGCUGGAGUGUGUGCAGGGACAGUCUAGUGAGGACUGCAUGUACAAGAUCUCUCACAACCAGGCUGAUGUGAUCACUCUGGAUGGAGGAGACAUCUACACUGCUGGAUCUCAGUACAACCUGGUGCCAGUCAUGGGGGAGGACUAUGGAAAUGGUGAUGCCAGCUACUGGGCUGUUGCUGUGGUCCGUAAGGACAACCCAGAAAUCAACAUGAACAACCUGCGCGGGCGUAAGUCCUGCCACACCGGUAUCGGCAAGACGUCCGGCUGGAACGUGCCGGUCGGUUGGCUGAUCCAGAACAACCAGAUCCAGGUGGACAACAGGAGGUCCAUCCCACAGACUGUGGGCAGCUUCUUCAGCAAGAGCUGUGUGCCUGGUGCCCAAAGCCCCGAGUACAACCCUGAUGGCAGCAACCCUGAGAGUCUCUGCUCCCUGUGUGUCGGGGAGGGAGAAAACCGCUGUGUCCGCAACACCAAUGAGCCCUACUAUGGUUACUCUGGAGCAUUCAGGUGCCUUGUUGAGGGUGCUGGUGAAGUUGCCUUUGUGAACCAUGUGACCGUGUAUGAGAACACCAACGGCCACAGUGAGGAGGAAUGGACCAGGAACCUGGAUGAGGAUGACUUUGAACUUCUGUGUCCUGAUGGCUCCAGGAGGCCAUGGAGCCAGUACAAGGAGUGUAACCUGGCCCGUGUCCCAUCCCACGCUGUCAUGACAUCUCCCCGCAGCAGGACAGACAUUCAGCAGAUUGUGAACUUCCUGCAGCUUUGUCAGGACCACUUUGGUUUCCAGUCCUACGGCGACUUCGAGAUGUUUGACUCCAGCAGGUUCGGAGGUCGUGACCUGCUGUUCCGUGACAACGUGCAGCGCCUGGUCCCGGUGGGCCAGCGGAACACGUGGCAGAAGUGGCUCGGCUCCAGCUACAUGGAGUCCGUCGGUCACCUGAUCAGCCACGACCAGGAGAGGAACCAGCGUGUGCUUGAGAAGCAGGUGCGUUGGUGUGUGACAUCUGAUGCUGAGAUGGAGAAGUGUGAGGUUCUGAGCCGUGUGCAGAAGCAGGGUGUGGCCUUCCCCACUGUCCAGUGUGUUCAGGCCGAUAACGCUGACCAGUGUAUGCAGAUGAUCCACAUGAACCAGGCUGAUGUGAUCACCCUGGAUGGAGGAGACAUCUACCAGGCUGGGAUGAAGUACAACAUGAGGCCCAUCAUGGGGGAGGACUAUGGAAACGGUGACGCCAGCUACUGGGCUGUUGCUGUGGUCCGUAAGGACAACCCAGAAAUCAACAUGAACAACCUGCGCGGGCGUAAGUCCUGCCACACCGGUCUCGGCAAGACGGCCGGCUGGAUCAUUCCCACCGGCUGGCUGGUCGACCAGGACUUUGUUCAGACUGACGGUCAGACUAGUCUGGUUCAGGCCGUGGGACACUUCUUCAGCAAGAGCUGUGUGCCUGGUGCCAAGAGCCCUGAGUAUGAUCCCCAGAACACCAACCCCUCCACCCUGUGCUCCCUGUGUGCUGGUGCUGGAGAGGACCACUGUGUCAGGAACAAGAACGAGCCGUACUAUGGAUACUCUGGAGCCUUCAGGUGCCUUGCCGAGGGAGCCGGUGAUGUUGCCUUUAUCAACCACCAGACUGUCCAGGACAACACUGAUGGACACAACCCUGAGAACUGGGCCGCUGGUCUGCACGCCGACGACUUUGAGCUGCUGUGCACGGACGGUUCCCGCCGGCCCGUGGACCAGUGGCGCGAGUGCAGCCUGGCCCGCGUCCCGUCCCACGCUGUGAUGACGUCUGAAGAGAGGAACCAGGAGUGGGUGGACCGCGCUGUGCAGCUGUUGAAGAAUACUCAGGAGAUGUUUGGCUCGGAUGGGAACGAGCGUGGCUUCAGCAUGUUUGACUCCUCCUCCUUCAGCGGCCAUGACCUGCUGUUCCGUGACGACACCCAGCAUCUGGUGGAGGUGGGCAGCAAGGACAGCUGGGAGAAGUGGCUGGGACAGGAGUACCUGCGCUGUAUCCGCACACACCAUGCUGUGGAGCCUGUCCAGCCCCACAGCACCCUUCGCUGGUGCACCAUCUCUAGCCAGGAGCAGCAGAAGUGCCAGGAGAUGAGCCACAAUGUUAUGAGGAAUCUGAACCACAGGCUGGAGUGUGUGCAGGGACAGUCUAGCGAGGACUGCAUGUACAAGAUCUCCAACAACCAGGCUGAUGUGAUCACUCUGGAUGGAGGAGACAUCUACACUGCUGGAUCUCAGUACAACCUGGUGCCAGUCAUGGGAGAGGACUAUGGGAAUGGUGAUGCCAGCUACUGGGCUGUUGCUGUGGUCCGUAAGGACGACCCAGAAAUCAACAUGAACAACCUGCGCGGGCGUAAGUCCUGCCACACCGGUAUCGGCAAGACGUCCGGCUGGAACGUGCCGGUCGGCUGGCUGAUCCAGAACAACCAGAUCCAGGUGGACAACAGGAGGUCUAUCCCACAGACUGUGGGCAGCUUCUUCAGCAAGAGCUGUGUGCCUGGUGCCCAGAGCCCAGAGUACAACCCUGAUGGCACCAACCCUGAGAGUCUCUGCUCCCUGUGUGUCGGGGAGAGAGAAAACCGCUGUGUCCGCAACACCAACGAGCCUUACUAUGGAUACUCUGGAGCAUUCAGGUGCCUUGUUGAGGGUGCUGGUGAUGUUGCCUUUGUGAACCAUGUGACCGUGUAUGAGAACACCAACGGCCACAGUGAGGAGGAAUGGACCAGGAACCUGGAUGAGGAUGACUUUGAACUUCUGUGUCCUGAUGGCUCCAGGAGGCCAUGGAACCAGUACAAGGAGUGUAACCUGGCCCGUGUGCCGUCCCACGCUGUCAUGACAUCUCCCCGCAGUAGGACAGACAUUCAGCAGAUUGUGGACUUCCUGCAGCUUUGUCAGGACCACUUUGGUUUCCAGUCCUACGGCGACUUCGAGAUGUUUGACUCCAGCAAGUUCGGAGGUCGUGACCUGCUGUUCCGUGACAACGUGCAGCGCCUGGUCCCGGUGGGCCAGCGGAACACGUGGCAGAAGUGGCUCGGCUCCGGCUACAUGGAGUCUGUCGGUCACCUGAUCAGCCACGACCAGGAGAGGAACCACCGUGUGCUUGAGAAGCAGGUGCGUUGGUGCGUGACGUCCGAUGCUGAGAUGGAGAAGUGUCAGGUCCUGAGCCGUGUGCAGAAGCAGGGUGUGGCCUUCCCCACUGUCCAGUGUGUGCAGGCCGACAACGCUGACCAGUGUAUGCAGAUGAUCCACAUGAACCAGGCUGAUGUGAUCACCCUGGAUGGAGGAGAUAUCUACCAGGCUGGGAUGAGGUACAACAUGAGGCCCAUCAUGGGGGAGGACUAUGGAAACGGUGAUGCCAGCUACUGGGCUGUUGCUGUGGUCCGUAAGGACAACCCAGAAAUCAACAUGAACAACCUGCGCGGGCGUAAGUCCUGCCACACCGGUCUCGGCAAGACGGCCGGCUGGAUCAUUCCCACCGGCUGGCUGGUCGACCAGGACUUUGUUCAGACUGACGGUCAGACUAGUCUGGUUCAGGCUGUGGGACACUUCUUCAGCAAGAGCUGUGUGCCCGGUGCCAAGAGCCCUGAGUAUGAUCCCCAGAACACCAACCCCUCCACCCUGUGCUCCCUGUGUGCUGGUGCUGGAGAGGACCACUGUGUCAGGAACAAGAACGAGCCGUACUAUGGAUACUCUGGGGCCUUCAGGUGCCUUGCUGAGGGAGCCGGUGAUGUUGCCUUUAUCAACCACCAGACUGUCCAGGACAACACUGAUGGACACAACCCUGAGAACUGGGCCGCCGGUCUGCGCGCCGACGACUUUGAGCUGCUGUGCACGGACGGUUCCCGCCGGCCCGUGGACCAGUGGCGCGAGUGCAGCCUGGCCCGCGUCCCGUCCCACGCUGUGAUGACGUCCAAUGACAGGAGCCAGGAGUGGGUCAACAGGGUGGUGCAGUGGCUGAAGAACACUCAGGAGCAGUUUGGCUCUGAUGAGAACGAGAAUGAGUUCCAGCUGUUUGACUCCUCCUCCUUCGGCGGCCAUGACCUGCUGUUCCGUGACGACACCCAGCAUCUGGUGGAGGUGGGCAGCAAGGACAGCUGGGAGAAGUGGCUGGGACAGGAGUACCUGCGCUGUAUCCGCAGCCACCAUGAUGUGGAACCUGUUCAGCCCCACAGCACCCUUCGCUGGUGCACCAUCUCCAGCCAGGAGCAGCAGAAGUGCCAGGAGAUGAGCCGUGCCUUCAGCAGGAGACUGAACCACAGACUGGAGUGUGUGCAGGGACAGUCUAGCGAGGACUGCAUGUACAAGAUCUCAAACAACCAGGCUGAUGUGAUCACUCUGGAUGGAGGAGACAUUCUUACAGCAGGCUCCAAGUACAACCUGGUGCCAGUCAUGGGGGAGGACUAUGGAAACGGUGAUGCCAGCUACUGGGCUGUAGCUGUUGCACGCAUCAACAACCCAGAAAUCAACAUGAACAACCUGCGCGGGCGUAAGUCCUGCCACACCGGUAUCGGCAAGACGUCCGGCUGGAACGUGCCGGUUGGAUGGAUGAUCCAGAACAACCAGAUCCAGCUGGACAACAAGAAGUCCAUCCCACAGGCUGUGGGCAGGUUCUUCAGCAAGAGCUGUGUGCCUGGUGCCCAGAGCCCCGAGUACAACCCUGAUGGCACCAACCCUGAGAGUCUCUGCUCCCUGUGUGUCGGGGAGGGAGAAAACCGCUGUGUCCGCAACACCAACGAGCCUUACUAUGGAUACUCUGGAGCAUUCAGGUGCCUUGUUGAGGGUGCUGGUGAAGUUGCCUUUGUGAACCAUCAGACCAUCUUUGAGAACACCAACGGCCGCAGUGAGGAGGAAUGGACCAGGAACCUCCAUCAGAACGACUUUGAGCUGCUCUGUCCUGACGGCUCCCGCAAGCAGUGGAACCAGUACAAGGAGUGUAACCUGGCCCGUGUGCCGUCCCACGCUGUCAUGACAUCUCCCCGCAGUAGGACAGACAUUCAGCAGAUUGUGAACAUCCUCACCCAGGCACAGGAACAUUUCGGUCAGCACAGCGAUUUCCAGAUGUUUGACUCCAGCAAGUUCGGAGGUCGUGACCUGCUGUUCCGUGACAACGUGCAGCGCCUGGUCCCGGUGGGCCAGCGGAACACGUGGCAGAAGUGGCUCGGCUCCAGCUACCUCACAUCCAUCCGCAGCAUGAUCCAUCGUGAUGAGCAGAGGACACAGCGGGUGCUGGAUAAGCAGGUGAGGUGGUGUGUGACCUCCGAGGCGGAGAAGCAGAAGUGUGAGAGGAUGAGCAGCUCCCUGGACAGCUAUGACUUCGUUACUUUCCCCACUGUCAAGUGUGUUCAGGCUGACAACGCCGACCAGUGCAUGCAGAUGAUCCACAUGAACCAGGCUGAUGUGAUCACCCUGGAUGGAGGAGAUAUCUACCAGGCUGGGAUGAAGUACAACAUGAGGCCCAUCAUGGGGGAGGACUAUGGAAACGGUGAUGCCAGCUACUGGGCUGUUGCUGUGGUCCGUAAGGACAACCCAGAAAUCAACAUGAACAACCUGCGCGGGCGUAAGUCCUGCCACACCGGUCUCGGCAAGACGGCCGGCUGGAUCAUCCCCACCGGCUGGCUGGUCGACCAGGACUUUGUUCAGACUGACGGUCAGACUAGUCUGGUUCAGGCCGUGGGACACUUCUUCAGCAAGAGCUGUGUGCCUGGUGCCAAGAGCCCUGAGUAUGAUCCCCAGAACACCAACCCCUCCACCCUGUGCUCCCUGUGUGCUGGUGCUGGAGAGGACCACUGUGUCAGGAACAAGAAUGAGCCAUACUACGGAUAUGCUGGAGCUUUCAGGUGCCUUGCUGAGGGAGCCGGUGAUGUUGCCUUUAUCAACCACCAGACUGUCCAGGACAACACUGAUGGACACAACCCUGAGAACUGGGCCGCCGGUCUGCACGCCGACGACUUUGAGCUGCUGUGCACGGACGGUUCCCGCCGGCCCGUGGACCAGUGGCGCGAGUGCAGCCUGGCCCGCGUCCCAUCCCACACUGUGAUGACGUCCAACGACAGGAGCCAGGAGUGGGUCAACAGGGUGGUGCGUCUGCUGAAGGGCGUUCAGGAGCAGUUUGCUUCUGAUGAGAAUGAGAAUGACUUCCAGCUGUUUGACUCCUCCUCCUUCGGCGGCCAUGACCUCCUGUUCCGUGACGACACCCAGCAUCUGGUGGAGGUGGGCAGCAAGGACAGCUGGGAGAAGUGGCUGGGACAGGAGUACCUGCGCUGUAUCCGCAGCCACCACACUGACACGCAUUCCAGCAGCGGCCAGCAGCUUGCCCUGAGCACCAGCGAGGGCCGUCCCGUGCUUCUGUCCAACCUGCGCAUUCAGGACGCCGAGGGUCACAACGGUCGCUACCACGUCCACGCUACCGUGAACCAAGGGGGACACCUGUGGGUCAGGGACGGUCUGGACUCCAUUGUCUUCACCUCUGAUGCCAAGUCCAAGACUACCAACCAGCAUGAUACUCGACAUCAUCGUCAUCAGGACUCCCACCAGCGUUCCGAGGAGAGUGAGCUUUCUAGGGAAGACAGCUCUUCACAGGAACACCCCAGGAGGCACCCCAGGAGCCACGAGAGCCACAGCCAGGAGAGGAACCACCAGGACAGCAACCCCCUGUCUCACAUGUGGGACAGCCUCUGGAAAAUGUGGGACAGCUCGGACGAGAGACAGCACAGCUCUGAGGAAAGCCAUAGGGACAUGGCCUGGCAUGAUGUCCACACCAGCACUGAGAAGGAGAGACAGGAACUGACUAUGGAUGAUGACUUUUACCAGCACUACAAACACCACCACUUCCAGUACUCCAAGAAUGGCCGCCCUUCUCUGUCCUUCUCUGGUGACCUGGCUGCGGUGCAGAAGGCCCUGUCCAGCCUGGUGUUUGUGCCGUGGUGCCAGCAGUGGCCGACUCCCCCCAACUGGGACCUGCCUCCCACCACCUGGAUGUUCCCCAGCGAGGAGGACCAGACUCGGUCUGAGGACCCCAACCACCCUGUCAUCUGGCCUGCAUGGUACCCCCGUUUCUGGUACCCGUUCCCCACCAAGUCGUGGACCUGGUGGCCGCGCGUCCUGCCGCCCUACUGGCUGAACCAGCAGUGCCAGGACUGGACCAGCAUGAUCCACAUCUCUGUGUCCGAAGAGGCGCCAUCUAGCUGCGCCAGCCGGCAGGACAGGCGUGACCGCCCCGUGACUGACAUGGACAUCCCUGUGCACGUCCAGUCCCGCACCAACGGUCCCAUCAGCCUCAUCCCAAAGAACCUCUUCUACUACUUUGAUUCUGAAGCGGAGUCCGUCCCCAUCAACGACAUCCACAUCCGCUCCCAGCUGACUGACGUGAACCUCCAUCUCAAGUUCAACGUCAUUGAGGACCAUCUUGCUACAGUCCAGGCUGAAAGUGUGGAGGCCCCAGAGUUCACCUGUACGUCUGUGGAGGAGUGUAAUGAACACCUGCGCACUGUGAAGGUCCACUUCAGGAACGGUGUCAGGGCCACUGACAUCUGCCACCUAGGCAUCCAGAUCAGCAUGUUCAAGGACAACUCUGACGUCCCGUCUGACCUGCUGACAGUCUGGGCCUACCAGACGUCUGGGCGAUGCGUGGAUCCGUGGGCCACCAACAGUAACUUCCACCUGAGCAACGAGAGGAGCCACACCAACCAGGGACAGACAGUUGACAUCAACCUCAUCCCUGAGGACCUCAGCAACGAGGAGUCUCUGAAUGGUAUCCUGCAUGUGACGGUCCGUGCCCCUCACGGCCUGGUGACCUACACCGCCCCUGACGGCCUGCGCACGUUCGUGGACCACAUGGGCGUCCGCCAGCGCAUCCCCACCAACCUGUGCCUGUCCGGCCCAGCCGAGAUGGUGAAGCAGGCCCUGCAGACCGUCAGGUACACUCCCAUCAGGGCGUUCACAGGCACAGACAGCAUCACCAUCGAGUACGGAACCACACGCACCGCCAUGAGACUGUCUCCAGAUAAGAUCCACCCCAGGAUGACGGUUGUGCAUAAGGUGGAGGUGAGGCCUGUGUCCUCCCCCAUCCUGGUCCAGGCCCCGUCCCACAUGUGCGUGAACCAGCAGCAGCGCCCCCUACCUCACAUCGACUCCAACCUGGAACUGCAGAGCAUGUGGCACAAGCCGGCUCCCAACAUGGUGAAGCUGACGGUGACAGCCACCAGUGGUGACGUGAACAUCAACCAACACAAGCUGCAGCAGGAGUUCCACCCCAGCGAGUCCUCACAGGAACACCACCAGGACAUGGUGCAUCUGGAUCUAGAUGUUGAGCAUCGUCAGCGUCCGUCCGGCUCCUGGCUGCAGGUGACUGCGGAGGACUGGGUGGUGCGCCACAUCCUGCACAACCAGCUGGUCUGGUACAAGCCCAACAAGUGUGUGUCAUCCCAGCAGCCCAUUCAACACGAUACCAUCCACGUGGAGGUUGAGGAAGUGAAGUCUGAGCAUGUGACGUCCAGUGAGAUCCAGGUGACUGUGGACUGCCACCAGCCCCAGCAGCAGAGAUGGCAGGUCGACGGUGUGUCCAGCAGUGAGCAGCAGUCUCAGGAGCAGGCUAGCUCAGAAUGGUCCCUGGAGCUGAGUCCCUGGUCUGUGGAGCAGUCCUCAUCUGAAGCGGAGGUGACUUCUGACUCAGAGUGCACUCCCACCGAGCCCUGGAAUGACUGGUCCGAGUGUGAUGCCGACAGCUGCCAGAUGGGCAGCCAGUGGCGCGAGAGGCGUACCCGCAACACCAACCCUGCCUCCAACCGCUACUGCCAGCCGCAGCGCGAGACCAGGCAGUGCACCAACUGUGGCUGUAAGCCUGUGAGGCAAUUUGUGAAGCACCCUGCCCCCAGCUUCCAGGACUGCCAGACCGUGCGCCAGGUGCCCCGCUGUCCCGAGACCUGCCGGCCAACCAAGACCAGCUUUGCCGAGGAGCAGUUCGACUGCCGCGGACGCACCCUGAACAAGGACGUGCUGAUCCACGAGGCCUGCGCCUGCGUCGAGUGUGCCGUAAAACACACCAAGGAGUCAUGGCACUCCUCCGAGCGUCAGCCAUCUUCCAACGAGCGGUGGAGCGACGAGCUGGGCUUCCCCUGGUACUAGAUUUGAUAUAGUACCGUUCUACCUUGUGCCUUCCAUGUUUUUAUAUGUUGAACCCUUGUCACCUAUACUUCUCUACCAAUAAUCAGGAAAUUUAUAUGAAGCCAGUGAUGAAGGGAUGCAAUCUGUCCAUGGUUUGUUAGGGCAGGGCACCCAAUUAGUGCAAUGAGAUAUGAAUGGAUUUAUUUUGUGUGCUUGCAAGGUUUAUAUGAGAACUGGUUUCUGAGUUCUGAAGCUGUGCAUUUCAUGCAGUGCUGCUCUCGCUUUUGAUACCAUUUGUUGUACUUUUGCAUCUUUGAAAUAAAUUGAACAGGAAUGUCCAGA